Molecule: messenger RNA, 1678 nt
Organism: Zalophus californianus (California sea lion)
Lineage: Eukaryota; Metazoa; Chordata; Mammalia; Carnivora; Otariidae
Product: CKLF-like MARVEL transmembrane domain-containing protein 1
Exons: 5
Coding region: 580-1488 (302 amino acids)
Cellular component (GO): membrane
Source: RefSeq, a predicted model, not a curated record
AGAGGGGGUGAGGGAGAGAAGUGCUGCUGCUGCUGCUGAGUCUGCAGGCAUGAUGUCGACCCUGAAGCCGAAGCAUCGCCCCUUCUGCUUCAGCGUAAAAGGCCACGUGAAGAUGCUGCGGAUGUUGUUCUCAUUUUAAUCUCAAUAUGGGAACUGGAAGAAGAGAUGUGGGAACUCUGUGCCCAGCGCUCCCAUACGGUCGUUUCCAAGUCAGCACUGAUCCUGAUCUGACUGGGUUUUCCUCCUCCUGGGCCUGGGUGGCAAAGAAGAAUGCACCCGGACCGCCCUAAAUGGUCUCCAGAGUCCCCUUCCUGGCUGGCUGGCAGCACGGAGGGAUGGAGUUGCAGGAAUAAUGAGUUCCCAGGCUAGGCAGUGGCAUCUCAUCCCAAAUGGCGACAAGGGUGGCUGGAGGGCCUGGUUUGUCCGCGGGCAACGAGUGCUGGGUGCGCGCGAGGGACAGGAGGCCAGCAGCCGUUGGGGCACGCCGCUGGUUCCCAGGGUAUAGCCUGCCGGCGGCGGCAACCUCAAAACGGCAGGGCCAGCCAGGCCCCGGGGCCCACCAGGACCCCCACCGGGAGCAUGCAACAGCAGCAGCGUCCCGCACGCCCAGGGGCUGCCGCAGCUCCGGGGACACCCUCACGCUCAGCUCCCGCACGCCCACGGGCUGCCGCAGCACCGGGGACACCCUCACGCUCAGGGCCGUCUGCGCAACCCAGGAACUUAGCAUCCAGUGCGCCGCAAGGUGCAACCUCAAGGACACCCACCCAGGAGCCCAAGAGCGAAGUGGAGAAGGCCGCCAUCCAAAAGCGUGCUGAAGGACGGGCCCUAGUCCCGCUCCAAUUCAGGGACAGCUUCAAGCAUUUUUUCUUCUCGCCCACCGGAGUGUUGAAGAUCUUCAGGCUGGGUCUUCUCAUAGGAGCAUUAGUUUGUUUUGUCAUUGCCAAAGCCAAUGAGCCGUUUAUAGCCAUCACAGUUCUGGAAACCUGCAUCGUUCUUUUUUUUAUUCUAAUAUAUAUGCUAACCCUUCAGCACUUGCUGGUUAAUUUAGAUUGGCCCUUACUUGAUCUUGUCAACAGUUUUAUUACAGCUGUGUUCCUUUUAAUAGUUGCCAUCUUGGCAAUGCAAGAAAUGGAAAGAAGGCACUUAUUCUACGUUGGAGGGACCCAGUGUCUCACAGCGGCAGUCGUGUGUAUCCUGGAUGGGAUUAUGGUCACCAAGAAGAUAAGGGAUAAAAUGAGAAGAAUUCUGGGACUCGAAUAUGAAAGCAGUUCCUCCCUGCUCCUGGAGCCCAAGAAGUCAGGACCCACGCUGGCGCCCGGGAAAGCGGGCACGCCGGGAUCCUCCAAACCACCCACGCCGGCAGCCUCAAAAGCUCCCGUGGCGGCACCCGCGAAGGCACCUGCGAAAGCACCCACACAGGCCCCCACGUCGGAUGCCUGGCGCACCUCCACCCAGGGAUCCUCGAAGGCAUCCUCACCGGCAUCCUAGCUGCCACCCUCGCGGACAGGAGCGUCUGUGCCUCGUCCCUCCCGCUAAUCCCUCCACUGAGCUUGCAUGCUGUCACCUGUCCGGCCCACACGCGAUCAUAAAAUCAGGGCUGCUAAAUCGGGAACAUUUCUGCUUCCUCGUGUUGCCUUGUGUAAAAGUCGAGCUACCUUUUUCCGCGGCCGCUGCGCCC